This is a messenger RNA of Bathycoccus prasinos, 684 nucleotides long. Its product is annotated as NifU-like protein. NCBI's taxonomy places the organism in Eukaryota, Viridiplantae, Chlorophyta, Mamiellophyceae, Mamiellales, Bathycoccaceae. The record is from RefSeq and is a predicted model, not a curated record. The coding region runs from base 1 to 684 and encodes 227 amino acids. Gene Ontology annotation, cellular component: chloroplast stroma; mitochondrion. The transcript has a single exon. Gene Ontology annotation, biological process: iron-sulfur cluster assembly. Gene Ontology annotation, molecular function: iron ion binding; iron-sulfur cluster binding.
AUGAACUCUUUGGCCACGUUGCCCUCUUCUCCUUGCGGAUCCCGGGGCCUUCUCUCCGCCGCUGCGAGCACUUCGUACCACCAACACAAACACAUCAGACGACAUCAGAAAGUAUCAUCGCUAGUGUUGCAAAGAAUAAAAGUUGGAGGAGGAAAGAAAUCGUCGUCCUCGCCGACGACGACGAGAGCCGCAGGAGAACCCGCUUCUUCCAUCAACGAAACCUUGGAGUUGACAGGCGAUAACGUAGAAAAAGUGUUAGAUGAAGUUCGACCGUAUUUAAUCUCCGAUGGUGGAAACGUUGAGCUGGUGGAAAUAGACGGAUUAGUGGUUAAAUUGAGAUUGCAAGGCGCCUGUGGAAGCUGUCCGAGCUCCACGGUGACAAUGCGAAUGGGUAUUGAGCGCCGCUUGAUGGAAAAAAUCCCAGAGAUUCAGGAAGUCAUGCAACUCGUGGACGAGGAGGAAGGAUUAGAAUUGACGGAGGAAAACAUCGAAGCAACUUUAGAUGAAAUAAGGCCGUACUUAGCCGGAACAGGAGGUGGAGAACUCGAACUGGUCGAAGUCGAUGCACCGAUUGUGAAGGUGAAACUUACGGGACCAGCUGCAAAAGUCAUGACCGUACGUGUCGCGGUCACGCAAAAGCUUCGCGAAAAGAUUCCUUCCAUCGCCGCCGUUCAACUGAUAUGA